ACCUCCGCAAGAAAACCAAACCGAACCAUCCGCCUCCAACCGCGCUUAAAUGCGUGCCUUUUUUUUUUUUUCUCUCUCUCUCUUCUUGGAGUUGAGUUAAACCCUUCGUCUCGUUUACUCCUCUUACAAAAAGCUAGCUCUACCUUGUCCACUCUCCUCUGCGCUUUACUCACUAGCUAGCUAGCUGCUCCGGCGAGCGAGCGAGCGAGGCGCCGGGAGGGGCGGGGAGGUAGAGUGGCUAGCUGCUACCACCUGGCAAUGCACAUUGCCACUACCUGCGUGUGGCAAGAGAAGGUGGCGGCUACUACUGCGGCGGCCAUGGGCGCCGGUGGGGGAGCGGCAGCGGGGAACUGGAGGGCGGCGGUCGUGGCGCUGCUGGCCGCGGCCGGCGGCGCGCUCAACUGCGUCGUCAGCUUCGUGGUGUUCUCGUUCCUGGACGUGCUGGAUAUGGUGCUGUGCGUGGUGUACAAGCUGGUGGACUACGCGGUGGAGGCGGAGUGGAAGGCGUGUUACUGCUCGGCGGCGGCGCGGGACGGGGCGGCCGGCGGCGCUGCGAUCUUCGUGCCCCCGGCCGCCGCGCCGGGGCCGAAGGUGGUGCGGCUGUCGCCGUCGUCGGCCAAGAUGCAGCUGGAGGACGUCUCCGACACGCUGUACGUGCGGCCGUCGCUGCUGUCGGACGCCACCAAGAAGUCCGGCCCCGCCGCGCCGACGCUCACGGUCAGCCCCGCCAUCGCCGAGCUGAUCCGCGGCAAGAUCGACCGCGCGCCGCGGCCGCCGCGGCACGCGCCCUGCUGGUCCGACUGCGACUGCAAGGUCUGCCACUCCUGGAGCGCCGCCUCCCGCUCCUCCCACCUCUACGUCCACGUCCAAGCCCCGACCACCGCAAGUGGCGCGGAGACAGAGGACGUCGUGUUCAUCCACGGGUUCAUCUCGUCGUCGGUUUUCUGGACGGAGACGGUGUUCCCGGCGUUCAGCUCGGCGGCGCGGGGGAGGUACCGCAUGUUCGCCGUCGACCUGCUGGGGUUCGGCCGGAGCCCGAAGCCGGCGGACUCCCUCUACACGCUCCGGGAGCACGUCGAGAUGAUCGAGCGCUCCGUGCUCCAGCGCUACCGCCUCCGCAAGUUCCACGUCGUCGCCCACUCGCUCGGCUCCGUGCUCGCCCUCGCCCUCGCCGUGAAGUACCCCGACGCCGUCCAGUCCCUCACCCUCCUCGCGCCGCCCUACUUCCCGGUGCCGGAGGAGGAGGCCGGGGCGGCGACGCAGUACGUGAUGCGGCGGGUGGCGCCGCGGCGGGUGUGGCCGCCGAUCGCGUUCGGGGCGUCGAUGGCUUGCUGGUACGAGCACGUCAGCCGGACCAUCUGCCUCACCAUUUGCAGGCACCACCGCACCUGGGACCGCCUCUUCCGGCUCUUCACCCGCAACAGGAUAAGGACGUUCUUGAUCGAGGCGUUCAUGUGCCACACGCACAACGCGGCGUGGCACACGCUGCACAACAUCAUCUGCGGCAGCGCCGGCAAGAUGGACAGCUACCUAGACGUCGUCGCCGGGCAGCUCGCCUGCGAGGUGGCCGUCUUCCACGGCCGGGACGACGAGCUCCUCCCCGUGGAGUGCACCCUCGCCGUCGGCGCCAGGGUGCCCAGGGCGCGCGUCACCGUCUACGACGACAAGGACCACAUCACCAUCAUCAUCGGCCAGGAGAAGCUCUUCGCCGCCGAGCUCGAGGCCAUCUGGCGCCGGAGCUCCGCCGCCGCCGCCGACGGCGAGUAGCUACGCGCAUCAAGCAGCAGCCAUCAUCACCACCACGCACCGUGUACUUACGUACGUUCCUAUACUGAUCAGCAGUGACAGUGCAUGCACAGCAGAGACAGGACCAUGCAAGUUAAUUAAUGGCCGGUAAAUUAAACAUGAACGCAAUAACAACGAUCGAUUGCCCUGCAGAAACAAGACGAAGAUUAUAAUAGAAUAGUAUGAGCAAUUCUACCAUAUAAAUAUAUAUAUUUUUCUCUUUUUUUUCUUGAAGGGAAACCGUAUGCAAUAUAUAUUUCCAGGAGUAAUUACAAUACAUAUACAUAUAUAUAUAGUCGUUUCCUUUCAUUUAUUUUGUUCUUCUUUCUCAGGAGUGGAGUAGUAUAAAAGUGUACUUUGAUUAUACAGCUCUUCUCUGUAUUUAUUGUCAUGAUUGGGCCAACAUGGACGGUACUACUAGCAGCUCCAUUACACUACUGUCAGAACUGUAAUAUAAUAUGGACGUCGAGGCAGAAUUAAUUAAGCUGCAGAAGUUGGUUUCUGACGUGGA
Oryza brachyantha (malo sina) is the source of this 2296-nucleotide messenger RNA. RefSeq names its product probable lysophospholipase BODYGUARD 1. The transcript is spliced from 4 exons. The coding region runs from base 259 to 1767 and encodes 502 amino acids. Lineage: Eukaryota; Viridiplantae; Streptophyta; Magnoliopsida; Poales; Poaceae. The record is from RefSeq and is a predicted model, not a curated record.